AGGCGUUCGCGUGCAGUGAUAUGUUAAAAAGAAAAAAGAUCCGGCAAACUUCAAGUUUUACGUAUGUGUGGAACGACUUCUACGUUUAUAAAUAACGCUUGAAAAAUAAGUCGGCGGAGCGACACAUCUGGUGUCACUUUGUGAUCUAAAUAUGGUGGAUGUGAACGGGAAGGUCUAUAUUUCUAAGACUGUGGAAUUAAUCUAUCUCUGAAAUUUAGAAGAAAAUAAAGUUGCUGCGGGUUAUCGGAGUGAGUAGGGAAUUCCAUUCGCCCUUUAAUAUCGAAUCACGUUUUAUAACCACGUUUCGCGCGGACAUGAAGCCAGCAUCUGACGACUUUCUACCGCCGCCUGAGUGCCCGGUGUUUGAGCCCAGUUGGGCGGAAUUCCGAGAUCCUCUCGGCUAUAUAGCUAAAAUCAGACCCAUUGCGGAGAAGUCAGGUAUUUGCAAGAUUCGCCCACCUGCGGAUUGGCAGCCACCUUUUGCUGUAGAAGUUGAUAACUUCAGAUUUACUCCUCGAAUUCAGAGGCUAAAUGAAUUGGAAGCCCAGACUAGAGUAAAGCUAAACUAUUUGGAUCAGAUUGCAAAAUUCUGGGAAAUUCAAGGUUCUUCCUUAAAGAUACCUAAUGUGGAGAGAAAGAUCUUGGACCUUUACAGCCUUAAUAAGAUUGUGGUGGAGGAAGGUGGGUAUGAAGCAAUCUGCAAGGACCGCCGUUGGGCCCGUGUUGCUCAACGCCUUAAUUACCCAUCUGGUAAAAACAUUGGUUCCCUGCUACGAUCCCACUAUGAACGGAUCAUUUACCCUUAUGAAAUGUUUCAGUCUGGAGCUAAUCUUGUGCAAUGUAACACAGAUCCAUUUGACAGUGAAGAAAAAGACAAGGAAUACAAACCUCAUAGCAUCCCUCUUAGACAGUCUGUUCAGCCAUCAAAAUUCAGUUGCUGCAGUAGACGAGCAAAAAGGCUACAGCCUGAGCCGGAACCCACAGAAGAAGACAUUGAGAAAAACCCAGAGCUAAAGAAACUACAGAUAUAUGGGGCAGGUCCCAAGAUGAUAGGCUUGGGUCUCAUGGCUAAGGAGAAGACUCUGAAAAAGAAAGAUAGCAUACAACCAGAUAAAGAAGUGACAUGUCCUGCAACUGUUGUAGUGAAGGGGGAAGCCAGUGAGUUUGGAAAAGUGACAUCAGCAUUUUCUGACAAGAAUUUAAAUCACAGUUUUGAACCUUGUACGAGGAUGACUAUGCAGCUACGGAACAAUCACAGCAGUACCCAGCUUAUGGCUUCAUAUGUUUGCCGAAUAUGCUCUCGUGCGGAUGAAGAUGAGAGGUUUCUGCUCUGUGAUGGCUGUAAUGAUAAUUACCACAUCUUUUGCCUACUGCCACCACUUUCUGAAGUUCCCAAGGGAAUAUGGAAGUGCCCAAAGUGUAUCUUAGCGGAGUGUAAACGUCCCCCUGAAGCUUUUGGCUUUGAGCAAGCUACACAGGAGUAUACCUUACAGAGUUUUGGUGAGAUGGCUGAUUCCUUCAAGGCUGACUACUUCAACAUGCCUGUACAUAUGGUUCCUACAGAAGUUGUGGAAAAGGAAUUCUGGAGGUUGGUGAGCAGCAUCGAGGAGGAUGUGACAGUUGAGUAUGGAGCAGACAUUCACUCCAAAGAAUUUGGCAGUGGGUUUCCUGUCAACAAUAGCAAAUGGAACUUAUCCCCUGAAGAAAAGGAACACAGAGUGAAGAAUGGUCACCCCAAAGGGCCUACUAUAGGGUUGAGGAUGAGACUGGGCAGUUGGAUCUGGAUGAACACAGGAGAGAAGAUCUAUAAUCAACCUACUUCUUCCUCUGAAAGUUUUGAAGCAGAAAGUCCAAGCAGCAUGGGAAUGGCUCAUACAAAGGCAUGUAGCUGUAUUGGCCUCAUGGCCAUCUUGUCACGCUGGUAGGAAUUCACACAAGAAGGAUCACAAUAGCUAGAGGAGGACCAGUAAGCAGUCAGUGCUUACUAAGAGAUCUUGCCUCUGAAAUAUCCACUACCACACUGCUAUUAGCAUCUAAAUCUUUGGGAGAACAUUCACCCUAUUAUAUUCAGCUUACCAGUCAGAAGCAUCUUCUUAAUUGCUUUCUGUUUUGUGGGCCAAGUAACCGAAGUAAAAGUCAUUUCAACUUGCUGAAUGCCAACCAGCUUGUGUAUGUAGACACCAAUGAUUGGCCAGAUGGGAAACUGACAGAUGAUUUGGUAUGUUCUUGAGGCAAACUGAGAGAGGCAUGAGGCCAGGCCUUGAACAUGGAUGAAUGGUUGUCCAGGUAACUCCCAGGAGACACUAAUCAGGAAUGUGUUUUCCCUGACCCAGGGUUAUGCACCUUCUGCUCCCCACACCAAAACACUCUAUACCUCUAGAGGCCAACUUGGUAGGCCAUCCGCUAUCCAUUGAACUAAGAGAUUCUUUGCCCAAUGGCACUGCACUCUCUGAAGGUGCACUGCCUGUGAUAAAACUGGUUCCUACAUGGCCCCUGAACACACUGCACAUCUUCUGGACAAUGUGGUCAAGUCCGGAUGUGUCAGGAGCUCUGCACACUCUCAUAAGCAAGGCAGCUCAGGCAGGGUCUCAUGUGCUCUCCUUCCAGUCUUCUUCUGUCUGACAAGAAUUACUGCAGGAGAUUGAGCCAGAGGUCUUCUGCAAUGACCUGAAAGGAGGUGAGGCAAGUGUCUCUCUAGCUUCUGGGGUCAGAGUCCCUCGCCAGCCUAAGGGCCUUUAAGGACACAUGACAGUCCUUUUGGGAAUAAGACGACCAGAGCACACCACUUCAGCCAGCCUGUUAUCUCCUAGGAAAUUGUGGGCAAACAACCAGUCCAGGAAAGUUAGCCUCCAGGGUUCCUGCUGGUAAAUGGGAGCAGCAAGGCCAAGGGCUUGUCAGUUGAGAGUUGAGAGUGCUUGGCUGUGCAGAUUCCACAGUGCUUAACUGAAAACAGUCAGAAGUAUCUGACUUUUCUGAAACACUGCAUUAACUUGCCCCCUAGGUCCACUAAGUAGUGGCCAAAGGGCUCUACUGUCCAAAUCACAAGUUGAGAUAGUAUGGCCUCAGUCAGUUAGUUGUUCAGAUGUGUUACAGUCUGACAGUGUGGAUUUUCUUACUGAUUUAGACACUGACAGCUCUGGGAAGAAACAUGCUGUGUCCUUUGGACCAUCAGAUGCUGUCAGCCUGGGACAACCAGAAGUAGUGAGAUGCAGGAUGUCAGAGGACCUUCAGACACUUUGUACUCUAGAUAGGGAAACAUGUGCGUUCUGUUGAGUAGAGCUCUGUGGGGUCAGGCUAGUUGAGUGCUGAGGGUCUGGACCCUCACUACAGUUCACUGUAAGUAGACCGAAAGUUUGAAAUUAUGUGCUCUGGACAGCUUAAAGCCAUAGUUUGCGGAGACAGAUACUGAAGGGUAUUGUGACAGGCUUACCCUUCCCCCCCCCCCCCCCAUUCCCUCCGCUUUGCUAAAACUCAUUAGGUUACCUUUCCUAAAGCAAGCCAACAAGAUCUACUUCCUCAUACGGCCACUUCCUCCUCCUGAGACUGACUACCAAGGUCCAGAUGUCAACCUACCAAACGAAGUCCAGCAAACAAAAGCCUACUUUGUCUGGCCUAAUUAAUUAAAUUGGGCAUUUGUCAUGCCCAAAUUGGAAUCAAACAUCCUGUAAAAAUGAAAAUUAAUAUAAAUGAAUGCAUUGAAUUAA
Messenger RNA from Apodemus sylvaticus (European woodmouse), 3704 nucleotides. Its product is annotated as lysine-specific demethylase 5D-like. Lineage: Eukaryota; Metazoa; Chordata; Mammalia; Rodentia; Muridae. Gene Ontology annotation, molecular function: DNA binding. The coding region runs from base 315 to 1925 and encodes 536 amino acids. The transcript is spliced from 13 exons. The record is from RefSeq and is a predicted model, not a curated record.